This is a messenger RNA of Penicillium hordei, 2502 nucleotides long. RefSeq lists its product as uncharacterized. Gene Ontology annotation, biological process: nucleoside metabolic process. The coding region runs from base 1 to 2502 and encodes 833 amino acids. Gene Ontology annotation, molecular function: protein binding; catalytic activity. The transcript is spliced from 5 exons. The record is from RefSeq and is a predicted model, not a curated record. NCBI's taxonomy places the organism in Eukaryota, Fungi, Ascomycota, Eurotiomycetes, Eurotiales, Aspergillaceae.
AUGGCAGCCAGGUCCUUACUAUCCCAUGGCGAUUACACGGUCGGAUGGAUAUGCGCUUUACCCUUGGAGAUGGCAGCCGCAAAGCUGCUGUUAGACUCCAUACACCCGAGUCUACCACGGCCGCCGAAAGACCAAAAUACGUACAUUCUGGGAAAUAUCGGGGAUCACAAAAUUGUUAUUGCCUGUUUACCAAUCGGUGCUUAUGGAAAUGUAUCAGCUGCUACAGUAGCGAUGCAGUUGCUCUCCACUUUCCACUCUAUCCGGUUCGGUCUAAUGGUCAGUAUCGGUGGAGGGGUACCAACCAGCAACGCAGAUAUUCGACUAGGCGACAUUGUGGUGAGCCAGCCAGCGGACACAUCUGGAGGCGUGAUUCAAUACGAUCUUGGCAAAGCGUUAAGUGGUGGUCAAUUCCAGCGAAUAGGGAUGCUGAAUCGGCCACCUAAGGUCCUGCUGACUGCCCUCGCUACACUCCAAGCUCACCACUUCACCGCAGACAGUCGAGUCUUUGAAUUCAUAUCCGAAAUCCAAGCCAAAAUAAAAUCGCGGACGGCUGCGAAUUUUGCACGACCGACUAAGGGCGACUUUUUAUACCAAACUGAAUAUGACCAUAGAGCAUCAGCUACGUGCGUCGAUUGUGAUAAGUCAAAACUGAUUCUACGGCCUUCUCGGGAUCAUGAAGAGCCAGUGAUUCACUAUGGACUGGUGGCAUCUGGAAAUCAAGUAGUGAAAGAUGGCAAACAGAGAGAUCAGCUAGCUCAGGAGCUAGGAAACAAGGAAUGGCAAGGAUAUGCGGCAGCAGUGGCAGCAGCCUAUGCUAAGGACCUUGUUUUAAUGGUUCCAAUCGACCAGAUUGAGACUACUCCAACAGCACGAAAUACUCUAGCAGACUCUGUCCACCGCUUCAACAUCCCCCUGGACCUUACCGCAGUUCCUGUGAUUGAGGAAUUUAUAGGGCGACAAAACGAGCUAGAUAAUCUAUGGCAGUAUCUCCAACCAACAAAUUCGUCAUCGCGGAAAGUUGCAAUCCUUCAUGGGCUUAAAAACACAGCUAGCGAUUCGCUUCGCGCGAGAUCCUUUGCCUUAAACCGACUACCAGGACAGGGUUGGGAUAGGGAGGCGACUAAUGAAGGAGAGGUAGAGCAACGAGCCAGACAUAUGCUACGGUGGCUAGCAUUGGAGGGCAACUCGCGCUGGCUGAUCAUUUUUGACAACAUCGAUCAAUACUCCCCUUUUAAUAGCGCUGCUGAUAAGGGAUACGAUAUUGCGGAAUUUUUCCCCAAAGCAGACCAUCGCUCUAUCCUUAUCACUUCUCGACUUCAAACUCUGAGUGAGCUAGGGAAGUCUUUCCCAGCUCACAGGCUUGACUCUCAUAACUCAAUUGCAUUACUCCUACAAAGCAGUGGUUUAUUAGCAAGAAACACCACCAGCAAAUUUGAUGUCAAUCCAGAUCUCCUUACUCUUACCAAUCGUCUAGAUGGACUACCUUUGGCCAUUGUCAUCGCCGGGGCUUUUAUGCGGGAAACUGGAACCAGCAUCACUAAGUACUUGCAGUACUACCAAGAAGCUUGGUCUAAGCUACAGCGGCAAUCGAAUCCUGGACGUCAGUACCAGCAAGGCAAUAUGCUACAAACAUGGAUGAUCUCAUAUCGAGAAAUCCAGAGGCGUGACCCAAGGGCAGCAGACCUUCUACUGCUACUUGCCUGCUUCGAUAAUCGUGAUAUUUGGUUCGAGUUAUUAGAAAAUGCGUCUAAUAGCUCCGAAGUUCCAGAUUGGCUCGAAAGAGCCAUCUCAAGUGAACUUGGGUUUAGAGAUUGCGUGAGACCGUUGAUAGAAUUCUCUCUUGUUUACACAAAGCAACAAAAGGGAAGCUAUGCGAUGCAUCCUGUGGUACAGGAUUGGUGCGUCCACAUAGCCAGCACAGAUAAAAGUGUGGAUUCCCUCCAGCUUGAUGAACUAGCACUCGUAUGUGUUGGAUACUCGGUCCCUAAUGCAAGUGAACGCGAUUAUACGAGGCUAGAGCAACGGCUUAUUCCACACGCGAUUGCCGUACGCAAUAGACAGUACUCUGCCGACAAUCUUUCCAUUUUGGGAGGGUUUCAUGGACUUGGCAAUCUCUACUCUGAUAAAGGGAAGGUGAAAGAGGCAGAGGAGAUGUACCAGCGAGCACUGGCAGGCUAUGAGAAGGCCCUCGGCCCAGAUCAUACAUCCACUCUUAUAACAGUCAACAACCUUGGCAAUCUCUACUCUAAUCAAGGGAAGCUGAAAGAGGCAGAGGAGAUGUACCAGCGAGCACUGGCAGGGUAUGAGAAGGCCUUCGGCCCAGAUCAUACAUCCACUCUAGAUUCAGUCAACAACCUUGGCAGUCUCUACUCUGAUCAAGGGAAGCUGAAAGAGGCAGAGGAGAUCUACCAGCCAGCACUGCCAAACAAUGAGAAGGUCGCACAUCUCAAUGCAAGUACGGCACGGCGGGCUAUUAAGAAAUUCGCUUUAUUGUUUAAAUAA